This is a messenger RNA of Pogonomyrmex barbatus (red harvester ant), 3988 nucleotides long. RefSeq names its product chromodomain-containing protein chromator (gene Chro). The record is from RefSeq and is a predicted model, not a curated record. Lineage: Eukaryota; Metazoa; Arthropoda; Insecta; Hymenoptera; Formicidae.
GACAACGUUGACGGCGGGCGACGACGACAACGACGAUAACGGUUACGAAAAGAGAUCGCAAGGCAUCGUAUACAGAAUGGAGGGAGAUGAUGGCCCGUCAGCCAUCAGUAAUAAACCUACUAUUAUUAAAGCAGCACAAGAAGAAAUAGGACGAUUAGAUGUAUUAGUAUGUGGACAAUGUCAUUCUGUCUUUCAUUUUAUUGAAGAGUUUCAAGAACAUCGUACAAAAGAGGGAGCUUGCUCGAAAGUAUCACAUUUUCGUGAAAAUAAUGAUAAUGGACAAAAAGCACAAGUAUGGGCAUUUUUGUUGUGGAAAGAUACACAAGUUCAACAAGAAGGUACAGAUAAAGAUACGUCUAGUGCUUGGAAAUUGUACCAGAAAUGGUGCAAAAUGGACACACAUGUGAGGGAUUCGUGGAUUACAGCAGGGAAAACCAUACAAACUUUUACAAAAAUCAGUAAUGCAAAAAUGCAGGAUACUCCGAUACAAAUUCAAACGAAUGUUGAAGGUGCCAAACCAAUAAUAGUACGUAAAAUUAUCAGAAAUGGACAACCAGAAGAAACAGGAGAAGCUAAAAAAGAUACCAAGGAUACAAAAUCGUUGGAAAUAAAAACACAAAAGAGUGAAUCCAUGGAUGUUGAAGUGGACAAAUCAAAAGAAAAACCAAGACUGAAACCAUCAAUCAAGCCCAAGAAAAAGGGAGCUACCGAAGAGGAUGCAGAUUUGAGCAAUGAAGAAUAUUUCGUUGACAAAAUUUUGGCUAAACGUUUUAAUCCAAAAAAGAGAUGUUCGGAAUACUUAAUUAAAUGGGAAGGUUAUUCUCACGAAACCAAUACAUGGGAAUCUGCAGAGGCUGUGCAAGCGGCUUGCAAAAAUAUGUUGGAAGAAUUUGAGCGGAAUCUCGCUAAACAGAAGGAACUUAAAGCGGCACAACAACAAGCUAAUGCAAAAGUUGUAGGACGUGCAAGUUUGUCCACGCAAAAACCGAUGCUAAAAAGCGAAGCUAGUAAGCCUGGCCCAAGCACGGCGACGCAAGCAAGUCGUCCGAUGCGGUCUAGCAAAUCAAAAGCAAUGGAUCAAGUGAAGCAAUGGUGCGGUUCGAUGAAAGACGAGGAUAACGAAUUGUUAGGUAAAAGGAGGAUUGAUGAUACGGAGAGUGAUUCGGAAGAAGGUGGAGGCAGCGCGGCAAAGAGAACGAAAGGUGACACGGGCAGUGAUGAUGAAUGGACCGGGGAAUCCGAAGAUGAAAGAGUAACAGGUCGUAGCGAUGUGAUUCAACGUGCAUUCAGUCGUGCUAAUGCGCAGUCCAAUGGAUCCAACAGAGCUUCGGUUUCUUCCACUGAUUUGGCAACAUCGUUGGGUUUACAGUCUCCCGAGGGAACGAAAUCCAGUCAACCACCUGUUUUAGUAGCUAAUGCAAAAGGGGUUGUUAAAGUCGAUCCCAAGCAAAUGCCAAAUUUAACUUCUGGUGUUUAUGUCAUGUCACGAAAAGAUGGUAUCAUCAAAUUGGAUUCAUCUCCCAGUGGAAAAUUAGCAGUUAAAGGAUCUCCUACAUCGCAAGGUGUUCUCAUGGUUCAAAAUCGGGAUAGUACAAACGUAGUGAGGAAACAGGUAAUCUCGACGUCGCAAUCAAAUUCUAUCACUCCGGUGAAAGUUGUUUCGAAGAUGGAUGGGAGCCAAGUAGUAACUCAAAUGAAGGUGGUCACAUCUAAGCCCGUUACAUCAAAAAUUGGUGGCGUGCAGAAGAACGAGCCUAUAAAGAUACAACCGAAACCAGAUCCUUCACAAUUGCAACAAAUACACGUUGUGACUGCGGUACCGGCACCAAUAACUUUGCAACCGAGAAUAACUACAGGCAUAAGACCAGCUUCUGUCACUCCUCAGCGAACAGUAGAUGGUCGUCCUUUAUUACCUAGACCAACAUUGCGCGCUACAACGGCGACAAGUGUUCUUGGUACAAUCCGCACUCCCGUCAGAGCACCGGCGCCAAGACAGAUCCAAACCCAAGCGACGCGUCCGGUAUUUCAGAAGCGUACGACGAUCGUGAGUACGCAGCAAGCUGUUUCACCAGUUGCCACUGGCACGGUCACGCAGAUCAGGCCGAAAUUCGCGGUACUCACAUCUCCGCAAUCCAAACAGCUGGUCAAAACUGGAACUAGUUCAGUACAACAGCAGCAGCAACAACAAUCACAACAGCAGCAAUCACAACAAACAAAACCGUCUCCGAAAACACCAGUGGGUAAGGCACAGUCAUUGUUAUCUCCGCAACAAAAAUUAUUAAUGGCAAAGAGAAAAGCCCAAGAGGCAGCUGGCAUCAUUAAGCCAGGUGGUCGUGGACUUAUAACAGGUACACGCGGUAUUGUAGGACGAGGUAGAGCAAAAGCAAGUACCGAAACAUCUUCCGCAAUAACGCAGGCAGGGAGUAAACCUAAGGAGAGCAAAUUAGCGGAAGGCGAUGGACUCCACAUGGAAUUCCAUGAAGUCGGUUCAGAAGAGAGUAGUAGCGAGGGUGAGCCAGAUCUUCCCCCUCCUUCCGAAUCAGAUAUCAUUACGGCCCCGGAACCCGAUAGUCCACCACGUCCGUUUACUUUGUGCCCUCUCACGGGACGCAUAAUUGGUCCAGAUGGUGAACCAAUCGAGCAACCAGGUGAAUCUGAAUCCAAUGAAGUAACAACACCUACGACUACGUUAUCGACUACAGCAAAAACAACUACCAGCGUAUCUGAAACUAUGGCGGCAGACGCCACUGCUACGACUGUCAUUAGCAAUAUCAAUACCAACACGACUACCACUACCACUAUUGCCAUUGCCAUCGCCACUGCUACAACUACAAGUACAAUUGCAACCACCGCCACCGCCACCGCUACCGCUGCUGCCACCGCCACUACGACAACCGCUUCUGCUGAAUUAGUUUUACCCUCUCUUGACCCUCUUACCGAAAGCAAUGGCAUUAUGAGAGUCGAAAUGAGUCCUGGCGGGACAACCGGCACCAUUGUUCAAGGUAGUGAAACGACAGCGCAAAUCAAUUUGUCGAAUGUAGCAAUACCGGCGCCAGAUUUGCCUUGCUUAGACGAUACUGCUUCUACAGUAGCAGCGACAUCCGCCACAACACCUUUAACAGUAAGCAUUGCUUCUGGUUCUGCUGAGACAUCAAUUACUACGGCAUUGUCGACAGUUCCGACAACAUCCACUGUUACUAUGUCAGUAACAUCGACCGGUGCAAAGACCGAAGAAAAGAUUGCAGAAGAAAAAAUAACGACUGACGAUACGUCCAAUCUUGUUACUAUAGCCGAGCAUGGCGUCGUCUAUCAAGUUACGGGUCAAGGCGAGGAAGGACAAACGCUUUUAGUAACGCAUGGAGCUGAUGGCGAGCAGCAAUGCGUAUAUGUUACUACCGAGCAACAAGGAGAUGACGGUUCAGUCUUGACAUUAGAUCACGCAGUUGCCGAGGCUGUAGCACAACUAAUUCCCGAUCAAGUAAAUCUCACACCCCAAUUUUAUGUAAAGGAAGAUGGAGCAGAGUCGACUGAAAGUCCAAUGGUCAUGUCUAUAAUGGAUAAUGCGAAUACGACAGAUGUAUCUGCAACUCAAGAAGAUAACGACGGACAAGCACAAGUUAUAGCUCAAGUGGUACAAGCUGAAGAACCCACUCCAGGAGGAACUAGAAGGGUAGUGCUCCUAUUACCAGAUGGAAAUUUAAUGAUGACCGAAGUGGAUGAAGAGCAAUACGCUGCUCUGGAACUUGACAAGUGAAAAUGAAUAUCAUUUUGUGCAUAUGCUAAGGGAAUACCAUGGCAAUGCAUCAAAUUGCACGUUACGCGCAAAUUGUACGUUUAAAAUGUGAUCGUAAAUUGUAUAUAUGUAAGAACGUUCACUUCGUACAAUUGCACAUUGAUAAUGUCUUAAUAUUCAAUGACUAGACUAGAUUAUUGCAAGAUGGAGAACUAGCUGAUAUAUUGUAAAAAAAUCAGCACACACCAAGAAAAA